Messenger RNA from Racocetra persica, 483 nucleotides. Lineage: Eukaryota; Fungi; Glomeromycota; Glomeromycetes; Diversisporales; Gigasporaceae. The record is from the annotation of a GenBank genome assembly.
AUGACGGGAGAUACAAAAAAAAUUAUUGAACAAUUACGACAAAAGCUAAUUAAUUAUCAGAAGGAGUUAAAAACUCUUGGCAAACAGUUUUUGAAAGCGAAAAAUGGCAACAAACAAGAUAUUGCCAAACUUCGUGAUAAAGUCAAGGAGUUAGAACAGUCAGAAUUGACUAAUGGCGAAAAACAAACUAAAAUUAAUCAAAUCUUAACCGAAUAUAGUGAAGAAUUAGAAGCAGUGGAUAAAUUACUGGAAGAAGAAAGGACACAAUAUCGUUCUUUAAGAGACCAAAUAAUUGAUAAAUUAUGCGGACCUUGUUCUGCUUGUGUUGAAAAAGCACAGGAUAAAAAACAUUUGAGGCAAAAGAACUUUUAUCUUUCUGCGUUGGUUGGCUUGUUAGUAGUUUUAUUCUUUGUUUUUCAUAUUUGGUUUAUUCAGUGGGCUUGGGGGAGGAAAGUUAAAUGUUGUAAUCACUCUAAAAAAUAA